This is a messenger RNA of Rhipicephalus sanguineus (brown dog tick), 8555 nucleotides long. RefSeq lists its product as uncharacterized. The record is from RefSeq and is a predicted model, not a curated record. Bases 370 to 2835 code for a protein of 821 amino acids. Gene Ontology annotation, molecular function: molecular adaptor activity. The transcript has 6 exons. Gene Ontology annotation, biological process: signaling. NCBI's taxonomy places the organism in Eukaryota, Metazoa, Arthropoda, Arachnida, Ixodida, Ixodidae. Gene Ontology annotation, cellular component: postsynaptic specialization; glutamatergic synapse.
ACAAGCGGGCCGAUGUCUCGCUGCUAUUCUUCGAACCGGCCCGGCUGUUCCAAAUGUUUCUUUUUGAACAGCUAUUUCGCACGCGCUACCGGGUUACGCGAGACCGGUCCAGGCCGCACAUCGGCGGCUUCACAGCGAUGAUCGUCGGUGUCUACCACACUUCGCGCAGACAUGAUUGUCGCGAGACUCUUGUAUGCGCGGUUCAGCCGGUGUCGAAAGCGUCGUGACAGUAGCAAGAGGAAGAAAACAGGGUGCUACAACUCCUUAAAAAAGUGCGAUUCAUUGUGUUCGGCGUGUUUCGUUCUCUGACAAUCACACUUUCGGAGGACUGCAUGAACGGUGCUUUGUGGGGGGAACGCCAAGCGCCGGAUGAUGAGCUGUCCUCAGCUGGCGGAAAGCGAGAGAAGGCCUUCAUCCGCCGCCGCCGCGCCCCCUGGUCCCAAACCCUACAACAUCUUCGAAGAUCUCGAGGUGUUUGCCCACUUCGAACACUAUCGUAGCGAGAGCUACGCCCAAGCCAUCCACCUCAUGUCUUCGCAGACGAGCCUGCGCUCCGACUCCAGACAGUCCUACGCGUCGUGCGCCACAACGCUCAAGGAGUUGUCCCUCAGCGCGCCUUCCUCGCCUAAGGGCGUCCACAGCGUCGAGAAGUCGUCCACACUCCCGUCGACUUCGUCAAACGUCGCCUCCUUCGCGAGUCCCAAGAAGUCUAGCAGCCUCAGUCUGUCCAGCUUCUUCCGCAAGAUAUCGCCCCGCUUUCACAAGAACCGAAAGUCCAAGUCAAAACCCUGGAUAGUGGUGGAGUUUUCGCAGAAGGAUAUCGAGGGCCAAGGCUUGGACCAUGAGAGCAUGGCCGACAGCGAUCAGUCCCUGGAACUUGCACUUCAGGGCAAGGAACAGUACAUGGCUUCCCAUACCGGAAGCGCUACUGGCCGUUUAAGUUUCUCGGGAAGUGGGAGCCAGUCUUCCCUGAACGCAUGGGUCAGGGCAGGAAAACCGAAGGCAUUUGGUCCCCUGCACCACGACACUCAAAGGGUGCUGGCGAAAAAUUACGGCAACAUGAUUGCCAAGGCACGUGGUUGUCGCAGCCAGGAAUGGCUGCACGGCUCCAAAUUGCCGUCAAAGCCAUCCAAGACAUCGACACGACCUAACCAGUGGCCUGUGCCAUCGUGCGCCGGUUCUCGUCACAGCAUUGGGUCACUAAUGCCAACGGUAGUGGUGAACUCUCCAGGGACAGUUCCAAUGGUUCUAUUGGAAACUGGCUACUCAGAGCAGGAGGGCACGGCUGAGCAGUCAUUUGCCAUACCUCACAGUCUGAGUGCUGGAACCGUCCUACUUACAGGGAUUCCAGAGAAAAGAGCACUGGACAGCAACAUCACGCAGCUGUCAAACGGCUGCUGGAACAUUGGCGGAAGCUCUGUGCCAGAACACCGACCAUCCUACCUUGGCAUCAGCUGUGCUAUCAACGGAUACACAAACUACAGCCAGUUCUGCCGUAGCCGCGACAGCAGUCCCGCCCGUCUGAGUCCCCGCACCUCAGCUCCGCUCGCUGCAAGCCCCGGCAACCGUCUCAAGGUGGAGCCCAUUCUGGAAAUCAAGGCCAGCAAUGGCCGCGGGGAGCUCACCAAUGGCCGCCACCAUCACGGUCCCCAGGAGGUGGUUGCAGCGCCCGAGCCCUGCACGUCCCUCGUGCAGCAGCGGAUCGCCGCGUUGUACGGAUCGGAAGCAGCAGAGAGGGUGGCGCGCUCUCGCACGCGAACGGCGAAGAGCCCACUCAAACUGGAAAAGGCCGCGUCAAAACGUAGCCCGUCCUGCCCAGCGCAAGUCAUCCGCGGUCGUUCAAAGAGCCCGCCCGUGUUCAGGCACCUGACACGUGACUUCAAGGAGCAUCUCCGUUUGUCGGAAGUGUCCGCCUCGCCGGCCGAGAACUUGCCGGGGUUCGUUCCCGCAGCAUCGCGCUUCCCUCUUCUGGGCUCACCCGAGAAACGAGCUCCUUUCUCGGCGACAGCACUGCGCAUCUGUGAUGUGGACAGGGGUGACAGUAGUGCACUCAAAGAAGACAUCCUGGAAGAAUCUCGGAAUUGCCAGGUUGUCAAUGGCGGCGGUGCACAAAAGCUCAACGGGAACCACGCUGCUGCCGUUGACGAAGUCGACAAAGCAUUGGACUUGCCUGUCGAAACGGUGCCCGCGCAACAUGUGUCAUCACUCCUCUCCCCCGUGUGUACCAAGGCGCUCUCGUCGUCAGACCUGCCCGUGCGGGAGGGCCACACGUUCCUUGCCACCUUGUCGAGCACACAACAGGUCCUCGAGUGCCACAUCAGAGACGCUGAGCGUGAUCUGAAUGAGGCAGCCCUCUCGGAGGACAUGAAGGGCAGGAUACGGGCAGCGAUUGGCAAGGCCAACCUCCUCAUCAACAAGAAGUUUAAGCAGUUCAAGGAACUGUGCCUUAAGAACAUUGAACAAAAUGUUGAUGAUCCUUUUCCAACUACUGGAUCUGACUUGGCUGGCUUCUGGGAUAUGGUCAUGUUGCAAGUUGACAAUGUUCACGCAUUGUUUGAGGAACUCAGCGUGCUUAAGGCAAACAACUGGGUAGAACCUAAAACGGAAAGUAAAAGCACGGCGUUGCCAAGACCAGUCAAGAAAGUGGCCUCCCGGUCCAUGCCAGCAAGUCCGAGGAGGUCUGAGAAGGCCGAAGAAGCAGCCAAGUCUCGGUUGGAGGCACGCAAGCGGCUCAUGGAGGCCAAGCGGCAGGCUCGACAGCAACAGCAGUCACAGCCAGCCGGGGCCCCCGACGAGGACAUUGCCAUUUUUGUGCCACAGGAAAAGACCAACUGACCACACAGAGGCUGUAUCACUGGGCAAAGAUAGCAGGCGGGAUAGUGCUUGGCUGUGCUCUUGUGUCCCUCAGAUUGCUGGCAAAUGAAAGCCUUACCCCACGUAGGAGUGUUUUUUUGCACACAAAAAUUGUGCUGCCCGCAUUGUGGACUCCACGCACAGCUGUUGCCUGUGACAGUUGCAUUCAACUUAUAGUGGCACAGCACAAUCUGACUGUCGAUGUGAGAGAUGUGCUGUUCACCGCAGAACUAAUUUGCACAAAAACUGACUGUCGUAUUAGCGACGAAAGCAGUUGGUUCUCUUCACAGGGUUCCCAGAACUAAAUUGCCAUUUGGGCCUCAAAAGAAAAUGCAGUCAUCAGUUAAUAAUGCCUUUGUCUUAAACCUAAAAAUCGCGAUAGCCCUGUUUUGAGACGCAUUGCGUCGAAAGGUGGAUUGACAUGACACAAAUGUGGCACAAGCAGGUGGCGAGUUGCAGUCGGCACACUGCGUCGCACGACAUUUCACGGCUUGGCUAGAUGCCAUUGCCUGUGCAUAAAUACGUAGUCCAACAUCAAAACUUUCACCUGGCGGGCAGACAGCGUACAUAAUUUCCAUGCAAUACACACCACUUCCAUGACUUAGGAACAGAAGAGAUUUGAGGUGCAUUGUGAAAUGUCAGACUUCCUACUUUCCCAAGUGAGAUCAUUUUGCUUGUUCUUUGUUCAUUCUCUCUCCCCUUGUGUAGGAGGCUCUACACAGCCCUUGAAUGUCAUCACAUGUAUAGUACUUCACUCCACAUGCUCUCUUCUUUGUUUUCCCAUGACAACGUUUGCGCACAAGGUUACCUAGAAACAUCGCUUUACACUUCGAACAUUCAGUUGCAAAGGGAAAGCUAUCGUGCUCAUCUACAGAGUUAUGGAAGGUGGAACUGAAUCUCUUGGUUGGUCAAACUAUGUACACAGAGCUGCACAGUACGAGGGCUUGUAGAGCUAAAUGCUGCUUGUAGGCAAUAUUGCCAUUCUAGUGGGCCCUAUCUAGGUCUAGCAGAUUCUUUUCUUUUUUUCGUACAGCGAAAACGUGUGGAUAGUAAAAUAUUGCAAUUUUCUAAAAUAAAGUUUAUCUUACUGUUAUUUUUGGUAGACUUGCAAGAUAUGCAGUAAAUUGCAACUUGGUUUGAAAACCAUUUUUGCUUCAACAGAUGCCACUCGCGAACAAGAAUGGUAGCGCUAAUUUUCAGUGCUCAUCUUUUUUAGAUAGUUUUGUUUGCACAAUCAUUCCUGGGCAUUUUAUUUGCUAGGAAAUUAGCUUCUGCGAUAUAGCAUACUUGUAAGCACCAACUUCUCAUCUGUCAUGUGGCACAGCAUAAAUGUUUUACACUACUCUUCCUGUAUUUCAGACAUCAAUGUGUUUACUGUGUUGAACUGUAGUUUUUUUGCAAGUUUUGAUAGCUCUUUUCAGAUAUCGUGUUGUGUUUAGCACAAUCUCUUCAAGAAAAAUCUGACAACUACAUGUUCUAGCAAUUCUUUGAUUUUCAUAUUCCAAACUUGGAGCUCUUGUUAUGCGAGAGAAAUGGCUUCAUUGCAUGUAUCAACUUAAUCUUAAAUAAGAGAGUUUGUUUACUGCCCAAUACCGGAUAAGAGAAUGUUUACUGCCCAAAGAAAGUACGGAAAAGCAGCGGCAAAAUUCUACUUUCAGAGAGACAUCCUUGCCAUUCUUACUGUAGACUUUUCAUUGUUAGUGUGCAGGUUGUUGUAGAAACCGCUAGUGUUUAAUUACUGGGCUCAUUCCACUGUGGGACGUAUGGUUGCACAGCAUUGCAUUGUGUCACGUAUGGUUAUCAGCAGGAGUUCUUGCAACACUGUAGAAGUGGAUGAAUGUGAACCAAUCACCAGAAACCGGGAGACAGUUGAGCUACCAUAAAUUAUUGAAUGCCUUCUUUUUUAUUCAAUACUGUUGUGGUUUACAUGAACUCCGGCAUCAGCAGCUGUAGCAUGCUAAAGAAUUGACAGAUUAUUAUUGGCGUGAUUAUUCAUUUGUUUGUUUGCAAGGAGGUAUCUGCACUAGCAUAUGUUCACAGAUGACCAACUGCAAUGACAUUGUCAUAAUCUUGACAUUGUCAGUACUACUGUUUGUGAUAAGUAUCCAUGUGGUCAUUCAAAAAUCUGUCGAAGUACUUCGAUGGUCAUGUAAACCAUUAACCAACAAUUCAAAGAAGGGGUGUGCAAACAUACGAAAGUUUAAAUGUGAAUCAAAUAAUCAUUGCUAUUUUAUUCAUGUUAGAUUCGAUAGUUCACUGUCCGUAUCUGUUGAAUAUUCAUUUCUUUUCAUAUGAAUAUGUGAGCAAUAACAUUGCUUAUUGAAAUCUUCAAAAGAAGUGGAGAAUGACAGAAGUAAAGACUGCUCGGAAUGGCUUCGCUGCAGGGCACAGGCACCAGUUUCCCCAAGUGAACUCGCAGUAAACUUCAGUCAUUCAUUGCCAUGCCUUAAUUAAAGCAGCCUUGUGUGCAAAUAUGUCCAAACUUAGGCGCAGCAAUUUACUAUUCGGCCGUUUGCACCAUUUAAUUCUUUUAAAACUAGGGCGGUUGGAUCAGAUGGAAUUGGCACACAGUCUGCAUCUUGUGACGUGCCAGUUCUUGGUUUUUCUUUAUUGCCAUUUUUGUGCACCAGAUAACUGAAAGCAGCUGUCUCUCGGUUUCAUCAAGACUUGGAUCACCGUACGUGCAUUUGUGAGGCACAUUACAUGCAUUUUAAGAUGCUUCUAAGUAUGCUAUACAAAUAAUUUUAAUAAGACUUCCUUUUCACCAAGAUGACCACAUGCAAGUUUUACGUAUUUAUUUGUUGUCAUGAUAGCAAGUGGGCAGACACAGCCGGGCUGAUGGACGCUUCGGUGAGUCUGGCUCUCCGAAGCUUAUGCGGUACGCAGCCAAAGCUGUAGAGCACCAACGCCACACAGCAAAUACAAAUACAUUAAAUGUGCACAUUAGUAUAUUCAAUAUUCAAUUAAAUGUAGGGCAGUUGUUUUCCUCAGACGUAGUACACGUUCAGUUUGGAAGAAUCGGUGUCGGAUCACCCUUGACGAAAUGUCAUGUUAAGGUCUGUUAACUCGACAGAAGUCAAUUGCUGAAGAUAUCUUGCUGUGUACAUUUGGCCUUGAAGGUUUAAAAGCCACCGAAUUUGCAAACAAAACGAACUUGCAGCUACAAACGCACAAUAAACAGUUUUUUUUGGUUGCGCUGUACACAGAAUUUCAGUUGAACCUCCGACUGAUGCAAAAUGCAAUAUUCACUGAUGAGCAAGCUAGCUUUCCCAAAUGCGAAAGUUUCAGCGAGGCACCUUUGUUGGAGAAAAACAUCUUGUUCAAGCACUGUGCAUCACAAUCGCACACGAUACCCGACAUGUCUUCAAUGCAAAGUCUGUCGGAAUCUCCAGGGCAACAGGCAUUGCUUGUGGCAAUAUAGAAGCACGGCUGCCAUGCAAUAUUUAUGCGACUUGCUUUCAUCAAAACUCUAGAAGUAUUCCUUUCAGACAAACUGUAUUUUAAAAAUUUGAGGCUUUUUUAUUUCUCAUCAAAAUAUGUGUGGAACUCUUGAAAAUGUAAAAUUCUGGAAACCGCUGGACUGUUAAAUAAGGUUGUUCCAUUUAAGAAAAGGCUCAGUUCCAGUGGUUCUGAGUACGUAUUUAUUUGUUUAGCUUGCAAUAAAUUUUAUGACUUUCAUCAAAAUUUCAAAAAAAAAAGUUAAUUUGGCGAUUGCACCCUUCUAAUGUAACAAUAAAACGGAACUAUUCUGUAAUGUGUGGAUGCAGCUACAGAAGUGGGGGUUUUAACGUCACUUCUUUUGUUAUUACGAUAACAAUUGUGUACAAUUUUCUACACUUUCUUCUGUCAGAUGCUAAAAUCGAGUAAAUUCUCAGCUAAUUCGAUUUUAAACACUUUAGUUGCCAACUAACUAGAAAAUUUCUGGAUUUCUUGUGUAUAGAUAGAAAGCCCUGACUUGGCCCCAAAUGAAAGUCUCAUUCCCGUUCAUCCCAACACUUUGGUUCAUUGAGUCCUUGUGAAGCCAUGAAUUGGCCCAAAGCACAUUUUGUAAGCCAAACUUCCGUAAGGGUAAAUGCAUUUCAACAAUUGCUUCACAGAAUCGCAGUUCAUCUUAAAAAGAGCCUACUGUGGCACUCACAACAGCUUGACUUGCAUGAGUGUUUGGAUUUUUCAUGACUCUUCAUUAUUGGCUAAUGAUAGAAGGGGAAAACAUUUUCUAACAGCAAGUCGCAGGUUGUACAUUGCACUUCGAACACGUUUUAAUAUUUCAGUGUCGAUUGAUUUUGACGUUACCCUUCCAUAAAAAGACGCAGAAACAUUGUCAAGCAGAGUUGUUGUGUGCACUUUUAAAGCACCAUGUAGUGUUGUAGUAAAGCAGACAUUCACUGAUACGAACUCGCCAGAUCCAUAUCUGCUUCAUCAUCGACUCCAGCAGGCUCGAGGUUUUUGUACUAUUGAGAUGCCGGUUAUGUGUGUCUGCACUUCACUUUUAUAAAGAACAUCGUUGGUAGUCCAGAGGAUUGGCUUGCAGGUGAAAUAAAAUGUGAACUCCAGCACUCCGUGCUCAUUUGUCCUUCCUCAUUGCCUGUGCAAGCAAGUCUGGUGAAACUGCAAUAUUUUGGCCAUCAUUUUUGUAAGCACGCAAGCAUUGUUACUUGUGUCUUGCAUCCCCCCAACUCAAGUCAAAACUCCAAGCCAUGCUCGGCUGCAGAGAAAAGGCCAAUUUCCUCAUUGAAAGUGCAAAAAAGAAAGGUGCUCAAGGACCACUAAACACCUAUCCUUCACGAGUUGUUUUGAGCGUUUUGCGCAUUUUUUCAUAAGCCCGCAUAACCAGCGCACGUUUUACAUUCCGCAGGGUCAGUGUUGCUAUUGCGUACUUCAGUCGCCUGUGCACUCUAUUUGCCCAAGACGUUUUAUAUGUACGACUUCUUUUUAUUACAUGUUGCGCGAGUAUUUAUUUGGAUGCUGUUGGCACUGUUGCCAAGUCUCUUCUUCUUCAUGGGGGUGCCACUGCAACUUAUUUCAGCAUUGUGUGUAAAUGAUCAUAAAAGGGACCUUGUAAUAGCAAUGCGAUAAGAAAGCAGAAUGGACUAAAAGCUUUUUUCGCUAAUGUUUUUAGCUCCUGCUUUUUUAUAACAUGUUGUUAAGCUGUCAUAAAAACAAAGUACUUCAACUUCAGUGGGGUGUCAAUGUAUAAAGUAGUUCUUAUUUAUUUCGCUUAGCAGUGCUACCCAAUUUUGUUUUGCUCGAUUGUGUUUAAUGGUUUGUGUUGCGUGUGCAUGAAUAUUGCAGUGUGGCAGUCAUUCUUGGUUGCAGUGUCUUCGCUCUUGUAUGUGAUGUAGCUUACACUAGCUCGGACUUCAUAAUGUGGAAAGGCAUCUGCUUGCGGUAAUGACGGAGCCGCAGGUGCCAGCUAGAUGGAGUGUUGUUUCACACCUGAUUGUUUUUCUCCUAUUUAGGUGGAUUCUGUGCUUUCAUGUUUCUUUUUGUACUACUGCGAUUAAUUUUGCUGUUAAGUGUACCAAUGUAGAUAACUCGUCGCUUGACAAGAAAUUCCCAGAAAUGUUGUUCUUCCACGCAUCAUUCUCGAGGUUGAAUAAACGGCAGCGUGGUGUGAGUGAAUUCCUUUCACACCACCGCAGAAAGUUUUUCUCAUACAUGGGUAUGUUGACUAUUUGCUUUGCAAGGAAUAAAGUACAUAA